AGCCGCGUCGCCCGCCGGCGCUGGCCGCCUGGGCCGGGCCGUCCGGGCCGGGCCUGCGCCUUUCCGCGCCCCCUCGGCCACUGCGGCCUGGCCCUGCCAGAGGCUCUUCUCUCUCGCCCCUUCCCGCCUCCGCGGUCCCCGCGCCGUGCCUCCGCCCUCUCCCUCCGGUCCACAGCUUCCCCUUUUCGCCCUCCUCGGCCGCCCUUUGCCCCUUCCCGCCCUUUCCCGCUGGUUCUCGAGCCCCAGUCUCGUUGGCUGCCUCUUCGGCUCUGUUCCCGCCUCCUUCUGGAUCCCUCACUCCUUUGGCCCGACGCAGGCCUCUCAUCCUGGCCGGGGGAGUAUUCUUAAGGGGAAACUUUGCAGCGGGAGAGCCCGGGCGGGUUCGGGCGCCGGACACAUCCCCACUUCCCGAACCCCCCCAGGCCCUGACCUUUCCCCACCCCAUCGUGUUUAAUCACGACCGACCCAGUUUCUGGGUGAAAAGAAUUAACAUUGUGCUGUAUCUGGCACCGAGGGUGUAGAAGUUGAGUGGGUAGAGAGACGUGAACGUGUUUUGUCUCCGGGGCCGAUUGUUGCAACUUCGUCUUGUUUGCGUCUUCCAGAGUUGCUGGACAGGAUUUUCUUUUCCCGGACUCCAUGCUUCCUGCUGGGCUGGGAAAUUUUCUAAAAGCUUUAUUUAACAUUGUGAUGACACGCUUACGCGCGGAUCCAUUAUUGAUCAUUCUCAGGUCUUUUCAGGGUCCGGGAAAUUUGGACCUAGGCUUGUGGUUGUUAAGUGGGCUUGGUUAAAAUUGCAAGAUAUAAAUAAUAUUGUGAGACUUACUCUUCGUUUAAAGUCAGAGAAAAGUCAGGAAUUUGCCCUUUUGAUGGAGGACCUUAGAAGAAUUUUGUGGUUUUGUUUUGUUUUUUGAAAGGUUAGGGGAAACUCCAAAUCCCCGUGUGAUUUGACUUAAAGUAUCUUUAAAAGUUUGACCUUUGCGAGGAUUGUUCAAUUUCAAGAAAAUAGUGCAGUAAGAAUCGGCAAGAACGUCUCCCACAAACUUAAUGAAGAUGAAUCAAGUGUAAGAUCCCUGGAGUUGGUUGUGCAGCUCUUGAUUUGAGUGAAUGGGAAGAGGGAGGAGCAUGGUAAAGCCUUUUAAAGUUACAAACACGCUACUAUUUAGCUGUUAAGGUCAUACCUGAGAUUCACCUUUGCUCUGGGUUAAUUUAACUGAGGGAAAAGAUGAGUAAUCAGAAUGCUCGAAGUCUGAAAAUAGUUUAGAUGGAACUUUAUUCCUAGAGUUUUAGUUGGUAGCCAGUCUUAUUCUGGUCUGUUUUGGUUUGUAAAUGAUGGAUCUUUUAGUGUGUCAGUAAGAAUGUUAGUGGAGUUUGUAUUAACAUCUGGAGGUCAUUUACAGUAUAUUAAAUUAGCCCUGUAUAAUUAAAAGUUCUAUAUCUGAGUGCAAAACAUCUUAGCACAGUGUUAGGGCAGGAAUGGGGUUCAUAGACUGGGUUCACACUUAUAUGCCUAAGCAUCCAGACUAGUGCUAAAAGCACAUUGUAGGGAUUCUGUCAAUAUUUGUGUAAGGAAUGGAUUUCUGCCUGUAGAAUUCAGCAAUGCAUAUGUAGAUGUGAUGUGUGCUGAUUUCUAGAGAGGCCCGAAGAGAGAUUGUGUGGGGUCCAGAGGAGUGGGGAGACUGGCUCAGAUGAUGUUCCUCUGUGAGGGCCAGCGUUUGACUGGUCAUUAAGUAAUUGAGGAAAACUAAUAAAAACUUUAUUUUAGUUCUGCCAGCAGGAGGAAUUUGUUUACAGCCUAUGGAUAGCACCGUUUUAGAUGCUGUGGAGCUUCAAAAAUAAGAGAAUAUCUGAUCUUUGGUCACCCCUCUCCCCAGUAUUAACCGGAACAUCCAUAGUAGUGUAAAAAGUUUCACAAUGAAAUCGGAAGCCAAGGAUGGAGAGGAGGAGAGUCUACAAACUGCUUUCAAGAAACUAAGAGUGGAUGCAUCAGGGUCCAUAGCAUCUCUGUCUGUUGGAGAAGGCACAAGUGUCAGGGCGUCAGUCAGAGCAGCAGCAGAGGAUACCAAACCUAAGACCGCAUGUGCAUCUAAAGACAGUUGGCAUGGGUCUACAAGGAAAUCUUCACGAGGAGCAGUGAGAACCCAGCGUCGCCGCCGUUCCAAGUCUCCUGUCCUUCAUCCUCCAAAGUUCAUACAUUGCAGUACAAUAGCUUCUUCCAGCAGCCAGCUCAAGCACAAAAGCCAGACUGACUCCCCUGAUGGCAGCAGUGGGCUGGGAAUUUCAACCCCUAAAGAGUUCAAUGCAGGAGAAUGCUCAUCUUCUCUCGAUACUAAUCACACAGGGGCAGUUGCUGAGCCUUUGAGAACUUCGGUUCCAAGGCUCCCAUCAGAGAGUAAGGAGGAAGAUUCCUCUGAUGCUCCCCAAGUCUCCCAAGCAAGUCUCCAGGCCAGUGAUCUCUCUGACUUUCAAUCGGUCUCCAAGCUAAACCUGGGCAAGCCAUGUGCAUGCAUAGGCAAGGAGUGCCAGUGUAAGAGGUGGCAUGACAUGGAGGUAUAUUCCUUUUCAGGCCUGCAGAAUGUCCCUCCCUUGGCCCCAGAACGAAGAUCCACACUUGAGGACUACUCUCAGUCGCUUCACACGAGAACUCUGUCUGGCUCUCCCCGUUCCUGUUCUGAGCAGGCUCGUGUCUACGUGGAUGACGUGACCAUUGAGGACCUGUCGGGCUACAUGGAAUAUUACUUGUAUAUCCCCAAGAAAAUGUCCCACAUGGCAGAAAUGAUGUACACCUGAGAGCAAGAAGCUCCUUACUAUGCUUUAACCAAUGAAGGGUUGUCAGAGAGUUAGUUAACAGCAGACCUUGCAGCUACUUUGUGUGAGAAGACAUCUCCUUCUGCUCACUGUGCUUGCAAUAAAAACUUUUCUUGGCAUCUCAGUCA
Capra hircus (goat) is the source of this 2933-nucleotide messenger RNA. RefSeq names its product oxidative stress responsive serine rich 1 (gene OSER1). The transcript has 4 exons. The record is from RefSeq and is a predicted model, not a curated record. Gene Ontology annotation, biological process: cellular response to hydrogen peroxide. Lineage: Eukaryota; Metazoa; Chordata; Mammalia; Artiodactyla; Bovidae. The coding region runs from base 1912 to 2787 and encodes 291 amino acids.